Messenger RNA from Chlamydomonas reinhardtii, 1726 nucleotides. RefSeq lists its product as uncharacterized. The transcript is spliced from 6 exons. Gene Ontology annotation, molecular function: calcium ion binding. Bases 885 to 1580 code for a protein of 231 amino acids. The record is from RefSeq and is a predicted model, not a curated record. NCBI's taxonomy places the organism in Eukaryota, Viridiplantae, Chlorophyta, Chlorophyceae, Chlamydomonadales, Chlamydomonadaceae.
CAUGUCUCUUGCUCGCGCCUCUCUCAUAGGCAGAAUGCGGCAAGCCUCUUUAACCACUCCUGACCACUCCUACCAGCAAUACACGCAGAUACUGCUGCUUGCGUCGAGUUACGCCACGCACACUUACACCUACCGUAUCCAAAGCACGGCGACGUUCUUGCAUGUUUGAUCGGGGGUUGGGAGUAACUUGUUCUCCGCGCUCAGCUAUACCAGCCACGGGACUACACCAACCUGCCCCUUGCCCUGUCAAUUGUUUGCCAUCUGCUGGGGUCUGGGAAUCAGCUGCACCCUACGGGACUUCAUCAACGUGCCUUACCACUGUCCCAUUGCACACUCCUGCUCUGCCGCUGCAAAACUGUUUGCUGUCUGCUUGGGGUAUGGGCGUCAGCUGCACCCUAUGGGACCUCGCCAACCUGCCUGAACCCUGUCCCAUCACACUCCCAUCGCACACCAGGACCGCGAGCUCAAAGUCCGCGCCGCGCGCAAUAGCAAGAUUCUGCAGGUCAGAGCACGUAUAGUCCCGUAAUUUGCACGGGGUAUGUCUGUCAUAUGCCAGCGGUUUGGCCGUGGCUCCUAUUUGCUCAGAAACCGCCAUCGGCGGGUCGUAGAGAGAGACGCCCCGUUCUGUUGUGACAACGCUACUAGUACAAACAAAUGUUUCUGUAGCACAUGGUAAAGAAAUAGAAACUUGAUGAACAACAGUGACAAGUUGAGUGGUAGCGCCCGACUUUGACUCGUCACACCUCCUGAGUCCUAACAGCGCCCACAGGACCUGCUGCCUUAGGCCGCCGCGCGAAGGACGCCUGCAAUCAUAACCACGCACUAUAUACGCCCGCUGUACCCUAGCCGCAUCAAGGACUGAAACGCGGGCAGGGCCUCGAGCCAUGGCCACGAAGGGCGGCGACGUGGAGCAGCCUGCCAAGGGCGACAAGGCGGAAGUACCAAAUGGCGAGCGGAGCUCUCCCAGCGGCGGAAACCAAAUCACCCUCGAACGCUUCAACACGCCUACACGGAACGUGUUGAAGAAGUUUGAUGACAACGGGGACGGGCGCAUCGACGCAAGCGAGAUCCAGGCGGUGGUGUCCACGCUUGUGGCUGAGAAGUUCAAGUCCAAGGCCUUCAAAAUCGGUCUCAUCGUCCUGGGUAUCUUCACCAUCAUCCUGCUGGGCGCCAUGUUUGGUCUCACGUGGGCGGUGGUGGCAGCGUUGAAGGACACGCAGGUCGACAACAGCGGCGUCAUGACCACCAAUGAUGGCGCGUCCACGCCGGUGCUGACGGCGAACCUGGACAUGACUGUAUCUUCGGACGGCAAGCUGGUGUCUCGCACCUCCAACAGCACCAUCGCCACCACGCCCGCGGUCACUCGCAGCGCCAUUUCUUCUGAGACCUCCUUCGACCUGCUGCUGAAGCUGCGCAACCUGGUGUUUGUGAGCCCCGGCGGCGGCCUGUACUCUGUGGACGUGCAAGGCGUGGCGCGCAUCCCCAAGACCACUGGCGGCCACGUGGUCCGGUUUCAGACCGCCUCGGGCAUCCUGGUUCUGGAGCGCAACAACUGGGAGCUGGUGAACGCCACCAACUAACGCGAUGCUGGACGGGCUGUUCUCCACGGGCACAUCGGGCCGGCGCCUGCUGGAUGACGGCGUCAAGUACUGUGAGUGGCGGGCGCUCGGGGCUGGUCGUACCACAUAGCAUGCCGCAUGAGUUGUUGGUUGGAGGCUAGAGGGAC